CUCCUUGUAUCUCUUAUCCAAUCUUCAAAUAUGUACAAGUAGAAGUAGCUAGCUUCUCUCUCUCUCUCUGCCUCAGACCGCAGAGUACAACUCUAGAAGCAGCAAUGGCGCUCUUAAUUUCACAUUCAGCACCUACUACGGCGUACAUUAGCUGCUCCGCCGCUUCCCGGAACUCCUCAAUUUCCUCCCCGCCCCUUCUAAAAAACCUAAAAUUCCCUCGUUUCUGGCCAUGGCAAAAGGUAAAAAUAGGGCCGAUGAAUGUAUCGCCGAUGGGGUUUGGGACUUGGGCGUGGGGUAAUCAGCUGUUAUGGGGUUACGAAGAAUCCAUGGACGAUGAGCUUCAGCAGAUUUUUAAUCUCGCCGUUGAGAGUGGGAUCAAUUUAUUUGAUACGGCUGAUUCCUACGGCACCGGUAAAUUGAACGGACAAAGCGAGAAGCUUCUCGGCAAGUUUAUCCGCAACUUUCAAGGAAAUAAGCAGGCUCGAGAUAACAUUGUGAUUGCGACAAAGUUUGCUGCAUAUCCAUGGCGAUUAACACCAAAUCAAUUUGUGGCUGCUUGCGAGUCAUCGUUAGAUAGGAUUCAAAUCGAGCAAAUCGGAAUAGGACAACUGCACUGGUCAACAGCAAAUUACGCUCCUCUGCAGGAACGAGCUCUUUGGGAUGGUUUAGUGGCAAUGUAUGACAAGGGAUUGGUAAAAGCAGUUGGAGUGAGUAAUUAUGGACCCAAGCAGCUACUAAAAGUACACGAGUAUCUCAAGGCCCGAGGGGUGCCCCUCUGCUCAGCUCAGGUGCAAUUUUCACUGCUGAGCAUAGGAAAAGAUCAGAUAGAGAUAAAGAAUAUAUGCGACUCUUUGGGUAUUCGUGUCAUUGCUUACAGUCCGUUGGGACUCGGCAUGCUUACUGGAAAAUAUAGUGCUAACAAUCUUCCAAACGGACCACGGGGUCUUCUAUUUCGACAAAUUUUACCAGGACUUGAGCCACUGCUCAAUUCUCUCAAAGAAACUGCGCAAAGAAGGCGAAAAACCGUAUCUCAGGUUGCUAUAAACUGGUGCAUUAGCAAAGGUACGAUUCCAAUUCCAGGAGUGAAGUCAAUGAAACAAGCUGAGGAAAACUUAGGUGCCCUUGGCUGGCAACUCAGUUCAGAUGAGUUGCUGCAGUUGGAAUAUGCGGCUGCUGAAUCUCCACGUAAGAUGGUUCAAAACAUAUUUCAGACAAGAUAAACAGAGAAGAGAAGCUCUUACUCUGGCGGCUUAUAUGCCCACAUGAUUCAUGUCGAACAAAAUUAUAUUUGCCCGAGCUUUAAAUGUUUAUCGAAAAAGAGUGGUUCAUUUUGAAUGCAAUAUCGAACGUGUUGCAAUGGUU
Molecule: messenger RNA, 1362 nt
Organism: Erythranthe guttata (spotted monkey flower)
Lineage: Eukaryota; Viridiplantae; Streptophyta; Magnoliopsida; Lamiales; Phrymaceae
Gene: PLR1
Product: NAD(P)-linked oxidoreductase superfamily protein
Cellular component (GO): cytoplasm
Source: RefSeq, a predicted model, not a curated record